AUGGAUGAUAAUACGCCCUUUUCACAAGAAUCAUGGGAAGAAGACCUCCUCCAAUUUUUAACACUUAAUCGACUCCCACUUCACCUUAUUGAGCAUCCCUCGCUCCGGCGUCUGAUUUCUCGGGCUCGCUGCGCCCCAAGCCUACCAAUAAUCCCCUCUGCCGAUACAAUCCGCCGCCGAUUAACAAGCAUUGUUAAAGACCGGCAAGAAGGCAUACUUCGGAGAUUACCAGUUGGCUCAAAGAUAUCAAUUGCGCUUGAUUGUUGGACGUCUCCCUAUUCGCAGUCGUUUAUGGCAAUCACAGGCUAUUUUAUUGAUGCUGAUUGGAGGUACCAUGAGGUACUUCUUGGCUUUAAGCCAGUUUAUGGUUCGCAUACAGGUGCGAAUCUAAGUGGUGUGCUCCUUCAAACUCUUAUGGAGCAUAAUAUUAAAGGCCGAGUGUUUGGAAUCACCACGGAUAACGCAUCGAAUAAUAAGACUUUGGUUACUUCUCUCCAGCAGGCUCUCGCAGAUGAUGUGAUUCUUCCUCGAAUUCCAUGCCUUGCUCACGUUAUCCAGCUCAGUCUCCAGCAGCUUCUUGGCCGUAUCAAGGCAAAUCCAUUAAAUGAGUCAGCCGAGACAAAGUGGACAGAGAAGCAGUCAAGACUGGCAAAGCUUAACGCGCAGCACCAAGUACGUGAGAUUUCCUAUACCUUGAAUAAGGUCCGCUUUCUCGCUAUCUACGUCAAUGCGAGUCCUCAGCGCCGGGAAAUAUUCUAUAAUCUCCAGACAACAGACGUGAAGCUAGUGCCUAUCCAAGAUGUGAAAACUCGAUGGAAUUCAACCUUCUUGAUGCUUCGCCGGGCAAAGCGUCUACGUGAUAUCUUUGCCCCAUUCUAUACGGAGUACGACUGCGAGGAGAUGCUACUAAAUGACGAAGAGUGGCGCCAAGUUGACUAUCUUCUUUGCAUUACUGAGCCUUUCUUUGAUUAUACAACUCAACUGUCAAAGACUCGUGAUGUCACAGCGCAUUAUAUCUUCAAGAUUUAUAAUAAGCUCUUUGAACACCUUGAACAGUCAAUGAAACAGCUACGACGAAAGCGCGUUCCAUGGAAGCAAGAGAUGCUCCACGCGCUAGAAGCUGGUCGGGUUAAGCUUGAUGAAUAUUACUCUCAAACUGGUGGUAUUCAAGGACAUCUCUACGCUAUCAGCACAAUGCUUGCGCCUGUGAACAAGUUUAAAUUCUUCCUAACAAACGAUUGGGAUCAGGAAUGGCGCGAUACGUAUCGCAACUCCUUCCAACAGGCACUUAUUCCAUACCAAGAGCAACUCUCAACGCUUAGCCAGUCCUUAGAUAGAACCCGCCCGGUUGUUCAAUUAAGCUCAAAGCUUAAUAAAAUGUUAGAUGAAAGUAUAGCACAACCAGAGACAGCGACUAAUGAAAUCACCCAGUAUCUUGAUAGUGAUACUAUUCAUCUUAGGCCUCUUGCCUUCUGGAGAGAGCACCAAACUCGCUUUCCAGCAAUUGCUGCCCUUGCACGGGAUACACUUUCCUUCCCGGCAACAGGUGCAGGUGUUGAACGACUCUUUAAUACUGCUCGGGAUAUCUGUCAUUAUCGUCGAGGGAGACAAAAGAAGCAGACAAUUGAAGAGCUAAUGAUGUUUCUUUGUACUUCAAGGUUUGAUAUUGAAGAGAAGGAGGCGAAGUAUCUAGAGAAAUUCUUCUCUCAUAUCGAGAUAGAAACAGCGAAGGAAGAGAAAGAUGAUAAGCUUGAGGAGGUGGAAUUUGACUUGAUUAGUGAUACUGAGGAGGCAGACGAGGAGACAAGUGAUCAUGUACAGCUAGAUGAGGUAGAUGAGCCCCAGCUUCCGGCACCUGAGAAUAGUACCCAGGUACGGGCAUCAGGACGGAAACGUAAGGCUCGAGAGGAUGAGGUCUUUGAGUAUUACUCAAAAUGA
Messenger RNA from Penicillium odoratum, 1938 nucleotides. RefSeq lists its product as uncharacterized. Bases 1 to 1938 code for a protein of 645 amino acids. The record is from RefSeq and is a predicted model, not a curated record. NCBI's taxonomy places the organism in Eukaryota, Fungi, Ascomycota, Eurotiomycetes, Eurotiales, Aspergillaceae. The transcript is spliced from 2 exons. Gene Ontology annotation, molecular function: protein dimerization activity.